Xiphias gladius (swordfish) is the source of this 2571-nucleotide messenger RNA. RefSeq names its product ST3 beta-galactoside alpha-2,3-sialyltransferase 3a (gene st3gal3a). The coding region runs from base 517 to 1608 and encodes 363 amino acids. The record is from RefSeq and is a predicted model, not a curated record. The transcript is spliced from 11 exons. Gene Ontology annotation, molecular function: sialyltransferase activity. NCBI's taxonomy places the organism in Eukaryota, Metazoa, Chordata, Actinopteri, Istiophoriformes, Xiphiidae.
GUGCGCGCUCCAGUGCGGGCAGGCAGGGAGAACACCUGUCUCCUUUUCCACCAUCCUCGGUAAAAUACACCUUACGUGUUGGGUGCGAACUGAGUUAACUACUCAAAAAAGUUGACAUUUAAUUUUGAAAUUUUGGUGCUUGGUAAAUCACUUUCCAAUGUAAAUCAUUCUACCGAAUGCGUAGGCUAAGCGUGAUUAAAUACCAGAUUUUUUAAAUGGAGUCUGGCGUAGCGUUCUCUCCACACACAGCUGUGCGUAUCGGGUACCCCACUAACCGGGCUGCCUGAAGCCUGGACUGAGGGGAGGGGGACAUUGUCUGCCCCUCAAGUCUGAUGAAAUGCAGCGCUAGUUAUGAUUACUGGGAUGUUAUCAUGCGACGCUCAUGUUGAUCGUUGCAUAUCACAAGCUUGGUGGCCAGCGCGUCGGCAGGAAGUACCGACGGACUUGAGGUCAACUUGAAAAUUAACGGCAACCGUCCGCCUCCAGUGUGGGAUGUGCCAUGUAUGCUAGCUGGACAUGAGAAUGAAACCCAGUCGCAACCUCCUCCUGGGCCUGUGCUCAAUGCUCGCCCUGGGAUUCCUCUACUACUCGUCAGGGAGGAUCAGCUUACAAGGCUGGGGCCACAAAUCAUUGUAUGACAAGCAAGGGUUCCUUCUGAAGUUGGAUGGCAGUCUGCCCUUGGAGCUGAUCUACAAGUAUGGCAAUCUCAGUGAGGGAGCCUGUAAGCCUGGUUUUGCAGCUGCUAAGAUGACUGCAAUUUAUCCAAAAUUCACCAAACUGGCGCCCAUGUUCCUUGAUCCAAAUUACAAACGAUUGUCCAAGAUUGGUGAUUAUUCGCCUCCAUUUGGAGUAAAAUCACAAGAGAAGAUCAUAGAUAUUCUUCUGUCAGCUAUUAAGAGCUACGGCCUUGGGGAAGAACUUGACAGUAUGAGCUGUAAGACGUGCAUCAUCGUAGGGAAUGGAGGAAUCCUCGCCAACAAGUCUCUGGGACAGAGGAUUGAUCAGUUUGAUGUGGUGGUCAGGUUAAAUGAGGCCCCAGUGAAAGGCUUUGAGAAAGACGUCGGCUCCAAGACCACAAUGAGGAUCACCUAUCCAGAGGGGGCCAUCCAGAAGACAGAACACUACGAGACUCAGUCUUUAUUUGUCCUCUCUGCCUUUAAAGCUCUGGACCUCAAGUGGCUUCGACACAUGGUCUUCAACCAGAGGCUGCGCAGCACUGAUGGCUUCUGGAAGUCGGUGGCCAGAUAUGUUCCAAGGGAGCCAAGCGACAUGCGCAUCUUGAACCCGUACUUCAUCCAGGAGGCUUCCUUCAAGCUGAUUGGCUUACCUUAUAACAAUGGACAGAUGGGCAGAGGGAAUAUCCCAACCCUGGGGACAGUUGCCAUAACGAUGGCCCUUCAUAACUGUGAUGAGGUAGCUGUGGCUGGAUUUGGCUACAACAUGAGCACUCCCCAUGCCCCUUUGCACUACUAUGAGAGGAUCAGGAUGUCAGCCAUCAAAGAGUCCUGGACUCACAACAUAUCUAAAGAAAAGGAGUUCUUGGUGAAGCUAGUGAAGGCUGGGGUUAUCCAGGACUGGACCAAUGGGAUCUGUGGUGCAGGGUGCUGAUGGUCUGCACUCAGCUUCGUGGCUCGUGGCCUGCAGCACUGUGCUAACCCCACCUGCUCCAGCACCUGAGGAGGGAAACUCAAGGCUCUGUAGGCCAUGUUCCCAGCAGAGAGCAGCAGCCGUCAUACCCCAUGGUCACUGCAGAGACUGUGUGUGUGUGAGGCUUAUUGACCAGGAUACACUGCCCUAGUGUUGCACUUCGACAUAUUGCAGUUGGCCACUGCAUUGUAUCACAGAAUUUAGCUCUACCUUGCAGGUUAGUGUAUAUAAACAUGGAUUUGGUGCCAUGGCUCAGGGGUAUGUCAUUAGUGUUGGGGAUCAAACCAGGACCUGGACCAGGCUGCCCUACUAGAACUGCUGCAGGCUCGAGAGAAGAGGAGAGGAUAGAGAUGUUGGGUAUAAAAACACUGAGCCUGUGUCAAGAAUACCUCUAUAAGUGUCCUUCUGCUCACACAUCUGAAUGUAUUCUGCAUCAAACCUGUAGUCACUGAUUUAUAUCUUCCAGUUACUGUGUUAAACAGGGUGCACACUACAUGUCAGCCGUCCUGGACCAGUCUCUGACCUCUGAGAAUAAACCCUCUUAUCAGAGCAACAUGGCAAUCACCAGAGCUUGUUUUGUUGAGUGGGUCAGAGUCGAUAGGAAACUAGAGAGCUGGGGAACACAAGCUUCCUCAACAGCAGCAUGGAUAUCACACUCAAAUGCACAGCCUAGCUUAUCACUCAAAUGCAGAAGAGUCACAUCAUGUUUGUUCUUGUGAGGCAGCAAGAUACCAUGACUCAAGGCACCUCCCCACCCCUAGUGUCCACUGGAUGUGGAGUCACAUUUCACUACCAAUGGCACUGGAGCAGCUCACAUGUCUGAAGCAUGAAGCACUUGUGAAUGUAUAUAAAUGACAGUUGACUUAAAAUGAGAAUUUAAUGGUGCAUUUCAUGUUUUUUACAAACACGGUCUUUACAUACAAA